This is a messenger RNA of Trachymyrmex septentrionalis, 495 nucleotides long. RefSeq lists its product as uncharacterized. The record is from RefSeq and is a predicted model, not a curated record. Gene Ontology annotation, molecular function: nucleic acid binding. NCBI's taxonomy places the organism in Eukaryota, Metazoa, Arthropoda, Insecta, Hymenoptera, Formicidae. The transcript has 2 exons. Bases 1 to 495 code for a protein of 164 amino acids.
AUGGGGAAAGAAUUUUACAACGCCGAUGUACAGAAAAGCUUAAAAAAAUACAACGUUAAUCACUAUUCCACGUUGAAAGUGUCAGUGGUCGAGCGGUUCAAUCGCACGCUUAAAAACGACAUGUGGAAGAUGUUUACACUCUACGGCAAUUAUAAGUGGGUCGAGCUGCCGCGUCUUGUGCCAGAUUACAACUCGCGCAAGCAUCGCACCAUCAGCAUGCGACCCGCCGACGUAACUUCCGCGAUUGCCGAAAGACUCUUAGGCACAGGUUACACACCAAAUUGGACCACUGAGAUGUUUACGAUCUUUAAGGUGCCGCGUACCAAUUCCGUAACCUAUCUAUUCGAGGACUAUCGUGGAAAAUCCAUUGCUGGAGCGUUCUACGAGCACAACGUUACUAAUCUGGAUGUGAAUCUCGUGGAGAAAGUAUUGCGCAAGAAGGGCGACAAAGUGUAUGUCAAGUGGUUGGGAUUCGAUAGAUCGCACAAUUCAUGA